Molecule: messenger RNA, 525 nt
Organism: Miscanthus lutarioriparius
Lineage: Eukaryota; Viridiplantae; Streptophyta; Magnoliopsida; Poales; Poaceae
Source: the annotation of a GenBank genome assembly
AUGGCUGAAGGAUGCAUCAAGCCUUGUCUCAAAAGGCGUAAAGUUAACAGUAAUUUUAAUUUUACUCAAUCAACCAAGAUAAGUGAUCUCAUGGACAUCCCCCCGGUUGCUCUAAUAUCUCAUGACAACUUGUCCUCAGAAUUAUAUUAUCCUAAGCCACUUAUGCAGCUCUGGAAGGACUGCACUGAAGUCAAGUCCACAAAAGCUUCUUCAGGAGGGCAGCGAUCAUCAUCACAAGAGCAACAGCCGAAAAACUCACCACCUCAUGAAAUUCCACCUCAGGCUGGGGGAGAGUAUGAUAUGGAAACAGGUGGUCUGCCGAUGGACUUCACAGAUGGCAUUGAAAACCUCAGAGCAAACAUGAGUGCAGAGUAUGACAGAGCUUACGAUACUCUGCAAAGUGACCAUAGUACUCGUGGAAGUCCUGAGUUAAGUCGCAGGUCUGCUUCAAGCUCUGGUGGCUCUGGACUGGCAUUUAUACCAUUGGAUCCAGAAGUACAAUUGCCACCAGGAAGUGGAAGGUGA